This is a messenger RNA of Cucurbitaria berberidis CBS 394.84, 2796 nucleotides long. Its product is annotated as glycoside hydrolase family 3 protein. Lineage: Eukaryota; Fungi; Ascomycota; Dothideomycetes; Pleosporales; Cucurbitariaceae. The transcript is spliced from 5 exons. The record is from RefSeq and is a predicted model, not a curated record. Bases 1 to 2796 code for a protein of 931 amino acids. Gene Ontology annotation, molecular function: acyltransferase activity, transferring groups other than amino-acyl groups; hydrolase activity, hydrolyzing O-glycosyl compounds. Gene Ontology annotation, biological process: peptidoglycan turnover; carbohydrate metabolic process.
AUGGCCAAGCAUGAUAAACUCAAUCCCGUGUGGAAUGACCUCGAUAGAACCAUGGCCCAGCUGUUUAUGAUGGGCUUUGAUGGCACGUCGGUUACCCCCCACAUCAGGACGCUUAUUGAAGAGCAUCACGUUGGCUGUUUACUUCUUACUGCAAAGAAUCUCAAAUCGGCCGAGGACACGACGAAACUCUGUUUCGAGCUGCAAAAGAUUGCCCAUGAUGCCGGUCACCCAGUCCCCCUGGCCAUCGGCAUCGAUCAGGAAAAUGGCGGGGUGAACAGCCUUUUCGAUGAGAUCUACAUUCGCCAAUACCCUAGCAACAUGGGCAUGGCAGCAACGGGUUCGACUGACCUAGCUUUUGAGGUAGCAAAGUCGACUGCGCAAGAGAUAGCUGCUUGUGGCAUCAACUGGAUCUUUGGGCCUUGCCUAGAUGUGCUCACCAAUGCUCGAAAUCAGCCCCUUGGAGUCAGAACGGCGGGCGACGAUCCUCAGGAGGUCUCUGCCUUUGGAUGCGCUUUCAUGCAGGGCUAUAAAGAAGCUGGCGUGGUGACUCUGGGUAAACACUUCCCAUCCUAUGGCAAUCUAGAAUUCCUAGGAUCAACGCUGGAUGUCCCCAUCAUUACCGAGUCUUUAGAACAGCUCAGUCUAAGUGCUCUGAUCCCGUUCAAGAAGGCCAUCGAGCGGGGACUUGACUCCAUGAUGGUUGGCGGCUGUGCAAUGUCCUCAGCAGGCCUAAAUGCCAUGCACGCUUGCCUUUCCGAACAAGUCGUCGAUGAACUACUCCGAAAAGAUCUUCGAUUUGAUGGCGUAGUAGUUUCAGAGUGCCUGGAAAUGGAUGCUCUCAGCCACAACAUUGGGGUGGGCGGUGGUACUGUCAUGGCAGUCAAUGCUGGCUGCGACGUCGUGCUACUAUGUCGGUCUUUCUCGCUACAACAAGAGGGACUGAAAGGGCUGAAGACCGGCAUUGAGAGUGAGAUGGUCUCGAAGAAACGAAUAUAUGACUCACUCAGGCGUGUAUUAACUAUGAAGGCGAAGUGCACAUCAUGGGAGAAGGCAUUGAAUCCUCCGGGCAUCAACUACCUGGAGACAUUACAACCAUCACACACGGCCCUUUCAACCAAAGCAUACAACAGCUCCAUCACGGUGGUGCGCGAUAAAAACAGGCUUCUGCCACUCACAAACAUACUUGAGAGCGAAGAGGAAUUACUACUCUUGACACCGUUAGUAAAGCCGUUGGCUGCAUCCGCUGCAUCACGAGCGUUGUCUGAUGCUGCUACCACACACUCUCCCGAGCCUGCUGCGUGGGAGCACAGUUCGUCGGUCAUGAGUGGAGAACGAGUGUUUAGGGAACUCGGCAGGUCUUUGGCUAGACAGCGCAACGGCCGGGUGCUGCACACGUCCUACACUGCCAACGGUGUCCGACCUGUGCACGAAAACCUCAUCAACCGAGCAAGCGCCAUCAUUGUGCUGACGGCUGAUGCGAACCGGAACCUCUAUCAACAUGGCUUCACCAAGCACGUUUCCAUGAUCUGUAACAUGCAAUACACGACCGGCGGCGAACGACGGGAGAAGCCGUUGAUUGUAGUUUCGGUCAGCUCGCCAUACGACUUCGCCAUGGACACCUCCAUUGGCACGUACAUUUGUACUUAUGACUUUACGGAAACGGCGCUCAAUUCCUUGGUGAGGGUUCUAUAUGGAGAACUCUCACCCACUGGAACAUUGCCUGGCACCAUCAGCAAGAGUCAGAAGCUGCAUCCUUCAAGGCAGCAUUGGCUGGUUGAGAUUUUCAAUGAAGAUCGCGACGCAAAUGCCUUGGAUACACUGAUUACAGCCGUCAUCGACAGCACAACGCCAAACCAACGGUCGGAAUUGUCAAGCGCCACGUCGAAUUCGUUUAUCCUACAUCACCCAGAGGUGGAAGAGUCGCAUUUCGUCGUCAGGAAUAGCAGUACACAAGCGCUGUACGGCUUUUGCUCCACCUACUUCUUCAAGUCAACCGGCACCGGCGUGAUUGGUGCUUUGUUUGUCGAUCCAGCAAGAAGGAAACUCUCGAUUGGUCAUUCACUUCACAACAGGGCUAUCCGAACGCUGCUGCAGAAAGACGGCAUCAAACGUUUCCAGCUAGGGUCACGGCUACCGAGCAUGUACCUUGGAAUCCCAACUGGACACGGCAACGAACGGAAACGCCUGCGCUCAUGGUUCGCGGGCCUUGGCUGGGGCGCUGCGCUUUCCCGACCAGUGUGCAACAUGGUGGCGCGCAAUUUGCAAACAUGGACGCCGCCCGAGGGCAUGGCAAAGAGUUUGGCGGGCGCUGGAGCGCAGUUCGACCUCGUUUAUGGAUGGGACUAUGCGGGGCCCAUACUCGAUCACAUCAAGACAAGCAAUCGGCAAGGGCUAGCUGAGGUGUACAAGCUUGCACUGUCGGACCCUGCGGCCUGUGGCAUCAUUCGAGCAAAACGGCCUGAAGAUGGGGCGCUGGUGGGCACGGUAGUUCUGUACAACCAUCAAUCGCGGCUGUCCGAGUAUAUACCCCCGCUGAAGGAUCUCAACGAGGCUGCUGGUGGUAUUUCGUCGCCCGUCAUUUCGCCGGGGGUAGGCGAGUACUCGACACUGCUGCAAGGGCUCAUUCUUCUUGGCAUGCGGCAGAUCAAGGCUCAGGGGUGCAAUGCCUGUGUGCUCGACUAUAUGGAUGGCGACGGUAACUUUGACGGCUUCUCAGCCAUGGGGUUCGAUGUCAUGCACAAUUUCGAGGAGGUGAGCUGUGACGCUGCUACCUGGACCAUGAUUCCGCCAGCUUGA